Plasmodium cynomolgi strain B is the source of this 2016-nucleotide messenger RNA. RefSeq lists its product as hypothetical. Lineage: Eukaryota; Apicomplexa; Aconoidasida; Haemosporida; Plasmodiidae. Bases 1 to 2016 code for a protein of 671 amino acids. The record is from RefSeq and is a predicted model, not a curated record. The transcript has 3 exons.
AUGAAGGGCGCCGCGCUCGGGCUGUGCGCCCAAAGGAGGUACCUGAGCGUGUACAACUUUUUCAUCUGUGUGAGGAAGGGAGGGGAGGCCACGCUGAUCAAAGAUAUCAAGCAGCGCUACGUGAAGGAGGUAACAAUAUAUCAAGCGCAGAAAAAGAACGUCGCGGAACAAAAAAAGGAAAAAAGCAAAAAAGAAAAGCAUUUAGUUCGAUUAGGCAAAUGCAGUGGAGGGGUACAAAUUAAAUGCUCUCCUUCGCUCAUUUAUUUGCUAUCAUUAAAAUGUGGUUAUGUCGAAAGCAUAUGGCUGAACGUUUCGAAGAAUGCCUCCUGUACUUCCUUGGCCUCCCUGGAGGAUAUUAUCAGAAGGGUCCCUUGGGAUACCUACAUUUCCCCAAACCAUUUGGAAGACAUCCCUUUGAAGGUCACUUCGCGAAAGUCAAAGCUCUUUGACGUUGCCGACAUUGGACGUGCUGUACGUGGUCGAUUAAAUGAGUUCGUUAGGUCAUACAGAGGGAGUCACAUCGCAGGGGGGAACAUCACAGCACAGAGCUCUCCAUCGACAGACGCAUGUCUCAUAACCCCCCUAUUGGACCACCCCCCUCCGGGUGAACACACACACGAAACGAAUGUGGAAAACACAAACCAAAGGAUAAAAAAUAACAAAUGGAAUUUAUUAGCUGUUCAUAUUGAAGAUAACCUAUGUAAUGUGGAUCUCAAAUUUACGGGCAAAUUGUCUCCUCGAUUUUAUCAAUACUGUCAUGUGGACCAGCUAGACCGUGUGGCUAACUAUGACAAAUGCGACAAUCUGAAUUUCCAUUCGCUGUUCAAUAACGACUUUCAUAUCGGUGAUGGAAAAAUUAAGAGAAAAAAAAAAAUUCAAUUAAGUGAAGAAAAUGAAAAUGGCCCCUCUGGGGAGGAGAGGCAUCACUAUUAUAAGUACAACUAUUUUGGGCAUUCCCUUAAGAGGGAUUCACCAGAGCGUCUGACCACUGCCAAAGAGGUAGCACCACCACGGGAGAAGUGGCACAUUAACAGUCAUCCCAAUGGAAGUAAUGAUAGUCCCUACGUGGGCGACCUUUCCAAUAAGGAAGAAAUUGUAAGGGGGGGUGGAACUGGCCUACCCGCAGGGGAAAAAUGCGCUCGUGAGGAAACACCCAGGAGAGAGGAUACCCCCGACGCGGUAACGCACAACGUGGAGAAAGACAAAGGGGAAAAUCAGAACCAUCGCACUGAAGCAAAAACAAGCAGUGCACUCGACAUGCCACUCGACAUGCCACAAACCGACAACGAACGUGUGCUGAACUACCUGCGCGACAUGGAAAUAAAGAGGAUGAACCACCAGAAUAACAAUUUCUUUUUAAGUGACGACUGCUACGACGCAGCUAGCUGUAUAUAUUCGCUAGCUGUUCAAAAAUGUCUAAAGAAUCAGAAGCAUGUAAAACUCAUUUGGGACCCCUUCUGCUCCAAUGGCAACAUCAUCUUCGAGCUGUUGUUUUAUUUUCUUCGCAUUCCAAUUUACAGCGAACAACAAAUUUUACCUUUCAUGAAUUUGAAAAUACAUGACCACCAAGAGUUUCUACGCAUUUAUCGAUACGUUUUGGACAACCCAGAUGGUGCACAGAACCACCAGGUGCAGUUAAUCGGUACCGACAGUCGGAGCAUUAUGAUUGCCCAAUGUAAAAAGAACCUAGUCAGGUACGCAUUGUACUAUAAACACAUUUUUGAGAAAGAACUCGGAGUCAACAAAAAAACCUUCACCCUGUACGAGCAGUUCGAGCAGAUGCUAAGCUCAAAAAGUGACUGGAAGGGAGUGUACGUCCUCAUCAGAAAUCAGGUCUUUUUAAACAAAUCGAAAUUGGAAUGGAACAAAUUGUUGUCAUUAAGAGACUCCAAGGGUAGGCACUUAACGUUACUCAGUUGGACGGGGCGAAAAAAAAAUUUAUAUUCUUUCGCAACGGAGGACGACAAGCUGAGGGAGCUAGAACGGUUUAGUGAGAGUCUGACCUUUGAGGCGUAG